AUGCCGAGCCUGCGGUUCUUCAUUGCGGAGAACAUCUUCGGCUCGGACUUCGGGUUCAGAUUCGGCGCUUUCUUAGAGGCCGCGCGGGUCCACGAUGCCGAAGAGGACACGCAGCCCAUCCAGUCCCAGCGGAGCAUGCAGGACAAGGCGCCUGCGGACCGCUUGCGAACGCCUCCGAGGAGGAUCAGGGUUGGGGGUCAGUGGCUGCCGAAGCCCCCACCGCCGGUGCGAAAGAAGACUCCGUGGCGUCAGGUGGAGUCGUCCAAGCCUGCUGCGGACAAGAAGGAGGGCGCCAAGGUGCUCAAGAAGAAGAAGGAGAAAAAGAAAAAGAAGAAGAAGCUGAAGGACCAGUCGCUUCGCACCCCUUUCGCGAACCUCAAGGGGCAUAUCGACGGGUCUCAGGAGUGGAAGCUCAAGGACGCCAAGAUCGAGAAGUGGAACUGCGAGGACUGCGCCAAGAGGCUGAACAAGAGGGUGGUGCUCUUCGGCUUCAGGGUGCAGUGCCCGUUCUGCUUCAGGCCGCCACCGUCACCCAUCAGGGAGAAGCAGAUGGCGGCCAUCCGCAAGGCCAACAGGGAGGAGUUCGAGCGCUCGAAGCCUCCCAAGAAACAGCUGGUGUCGGCCACGGCUGCGAGUUCUUCGACCUGUCCGAAGGUGACGGUGCGGAAGAACUCUUUCCUCAAGAAGUUCAAGCUGCAACGCAGGUUCCUGGGGAAGCAGGCCACGGCGAUGGAGCUCAGCGAGCCGACGGAGGAGGAGCUGCUGAACACGGCGGACAAGGGCUCGCAGCUGGAGCACAUCGAUGCAAUGGCCAGCAAGCAGCAGACGACCAAGGACAACCUGCAGGAGUUGAUCCAGUCGCUGCAGCCCGCCCUGCACAUGGGCACGGAGGAGGCGCGCCACAGGGUGAAGGCGCCCAUCCAACAGGCCGAGACGUCCCUGUCCAGCGCGGAGGAGAGCCUGGUGCGGCUCAGGCGCCUGAGGACCCUGGUGGAGGCGGGGGGCGACCUGGAGUUCUCAUUGGAGGACUUCCUUGAGGGCAGGAGGCUCCAGGACGCGCUCGACGCAGCCAGCACGCCUGAGGCCAUGCGCAUGGCGCUGCUGGCCAUCAAGUCGUUCGUGUUCAGGCUCUCGCUCGCCCAGGCGUCCCAGUAG
Messenger RNA from Prorocentrum cordatum, 1155 nucleotides. The record is from the annotation of a GenBank genome assembly. Lineage: Eukaryota; Dinophyceae; Prorocentrales; Prorocentraceae.